This is a messenger RNA of Toxotes jaculatrix (banded archerfish), 6723 nucleotides long. It is a transcript of the gene lipeb, whose product is annotated as lipase, hormone-sensitive b. Gene Ontology annotation, cellular component: cytosol. The record is from RefSeq and is a predicted model, not a curated record. Lineage: Eukaryota; Metazoa; Chordata; Actinopteri; Toxotidae. Gene Ontology annotation, biological process: triglyceride catabolic process; cholesterol metabolic process. The transcript is spliced from 13 exons. Bases 243 to 2756 code for a protein of 837 amino acids. Gene Ontology annotation, molecular function: sterol ester esterase activity; triacylglycerol lipase activity.
UCUGAGUUGUAUCGGUUAUGACAGGCUGACAUACAGAGACUGACAGGGGAAGAGCUACAUCGUAAAGAAGAGAGAGCGACUGACAGAGAGGGAGAACAAAACCAAUCAAAAAACUCUUUCCUCUCUGCCACCCCUCCCUCCCUCUCUUUCUCUUAUUCUGUCUCUCUUUUUCUCCAUGCUCUCAUUGCUUUCGUGGAAGAGAGGAGACAGACAAGGACAGAGCCUUGAACUCAGAAGCUGUGAUGGACACCAAGGCAGUGUUUGCGGCCCUGUAUAGCGUGUGCGAAGAAAAUGCCACUUUCUUCUCGGGGGGAGCCAAGGGGUCGCAGGGUGAUGCGGCGCGGCGCUUGGUGGAUGCCAUGAACCUGAUCCAGGAGCACGCUCGCAGUCUGGAGCCUGUCAUCUCUGGCUUCGCUGCAGUUUACCAUCAUUUUGACUUUGACCCACACAUACCUGCAAAUGGCUAUCGUUCACUGGUCAAGGUGGUGCGUUGCUGCCUUCUCCACAUCAUCCACAAGGGGCGAUACAUUACUACUAACCGCCGCAGCAUCUUUUUCCGAGUGGCGCACAAUGCAGGGGAGAUGGAGGCGUACUGCAAUGCCUUGUGUCAGCUGCGUGCCCUGCUCUACUUGGCUCAGCGCAUGCUACAUGACAACAGCCACGGCAACCUUUUUUUCCAGGAUGAAAGUGGCCUCAGUGAGAGCUUUGUCCGUGAAUACUCAUCGAUGCACAAGGGGUGCUUCUAUGGCCGCUGCCUGGGCUUUCAGUUCACUCCAGCCAUCCGGCCCUGUCUCCAGACCAUCGCUAUCGGCCUUGUGGCCUUUGGAGAGAACUACAGGCGCCAUCAGUCAGGAAUAGGUGUAGCAGCCAGCUCUUUCUUUACUUCAGGGAAGUAUGCCAUCGACCCAGAGUUGAGAGGGGCCGAAUUUGAACGUAUCACCCAGAACCUGGACGUUCAUUUCUGGAAGACCUUCUGGAACAUCACGGAGACCGAGGUCCUGUCGAGUCUCGCAAGUAUGACGUCCACUCAAGUUAAGGUGAACCGGGCUCUUUCUGUGCCCCCUGUGCCCUUUGACCUUCCCCUGGCGGCCAACCACAGAGCAUCUGUAACUAUAGCUCCACCAUCAGCACACAUUGGCACUGCUCCGAUUCAGAUGAGGCUCAUCUCUUAUGACUUGCGUGAAGGACAGGACAGUGAAACUCUGCUAUCUCUCUCACGCUCUGAGGGAGGUGCUAUCUCUCUGUCACUCGGGUUGAAGACCAAGCGCCUCCCUUCUUCUCCCUGUUUACUGAUCCACUUCCAUGGAGGAGGCUUUGUGGCCCAGACCUCCAAGUCCCAUGAGCCCUAUCUGAAGAGUUGGUCCCAGGACCUUGGUGUCCCCAUCUUGUCAGUGGAUUACUCUCUGGCUCCUGAGGCCCCCUUCCCAAGGGCCUUGGAGGAGUGUUUCUACGCCUACUGUUGGGCUCUGAGAAACCACCACCUACUAGGAUGGACUGGAGAGAAAAUAUGUCUGGCUGGGGACAGCGCGGGAGGCAAUUUGUGUGUGACGACAUCGAUGCGCGCUGCUGCCUUUGGUGUGCGAAUGCCAGAUGGCAUCGUGGCAGCCUACCCGGCUACCCUGCUGACUGCCUACGCUUCACCCUCCCGUCUGCUAACACUUAUGGAUCCCCUGCUGCCACUCAGUGUGCUCUCCAGGUGUCUCAGCGCCUACGCAGGAAAUGAGCCACAGACUGAGAAGCAGGUAGAGAAAGUGAGCACACUGAGUUUGGUGAGGAGAGACACGGCGCUGCUGCUGAGAGAUUUCCGACAGGGAGCCUCCAACUGGAUCCACUCUCUGCUGGAUCCCAACAGAGCCUCGGCUUCCCCCAGCACAGCUGCAGAAGCGCCACCAGGAGCCACUGACGCAGUGAGAAAGAGCAUUUCAGAGGCGUCCAUUUCUUCUCCUCAUGCCGACCCCCCUGUACCCUCAGAGCCCUCAGAGUUCCCCACCAGGAAAUUAUCUGUGAAGAGCCAGACUUGCCAGGACUUGGGAUCCCACAACAGUUCCACUUCGCACAGUGCACCGCUGCUCUCUGAGCGUGCUCCAGAAGAUGUGAAUUUCUUCCUCUCCAAGGAUUCAGAUGCCUCUGUGUCCAGUGAUUUGUCUUCAGUGGCCAUACCACCCCCUACUGGAGAGGAGGGAUCAGAGCUGGAGCACCCCAGGGAGUUUCCCCUGGGGUUUGAGCCACUGCGCUCAGAGCAGCUGGCUGAGAUGAGGGUGCACAGCUCUCCAGUGGUCAAGGAUCCUUUCUGCUCUCCUCUGCUGGCACCUGAUAGCAUGCUGAAAGGCCUGCCACCUGUACAUAUAGUGGCUUGUGCAUUAGACCCCAUGCUGGAUGACUCUGUGAUGUUUGCCAAGCGUUUGAGAAACAUAGACCAGCCUGUCACUCUGUGUGUGGUGGACGACCUCCCCCAUGGCUUCCUCAGCCUAUCGCAACUCUCCAGGGAGACGAGGGAGGCUGCCAAUGUCUGUGUGGAGCGAAUUCGCACUGUCUUCACCCAGAAGGACACACCUCCGGAGCCACGCAAGCACAGAAAGCUGGAACGGACCGAUAGGGGCGUGUCGGCCUCUUCUGGGGAAGCCGCUUCUCUCUUCGUUGGCCCCAUUGAGGGAGGGGAGCUAGCUGUUGGGAGAGGGGCUAAAAUUGCUGAUGGGGAGGGCUUAGUUGCUGUGGCAGCCCAGAAUAACACUGACGCUGGUGGUAUUGGGGCUUAAAUAAGGUUAGAUAAAAAAGAAAGACUGCCGCUCACCCGAGGAGUGAAGAGAGAAAGGGUAAAUGAAAGUCAGACAAAUUUAGGCAGUGCACUGCCUAAAAGGGGGGAGAAAGAAAGUAUCGUAAAGACAGAAGAGGGGUAAGGGGGCAAUCUAGGAGAAUGCCCAGUUUUUGAAAGACAGAAAUGUAACUUCCUCUGCUUUACAAUUCUUGCCACUUGUCUGUGCACCACCAUGCACAGACGCGAAUUUGGCAGACAAAACGGACACACCCGCAAAAGACAGUCAUGUUUAAGAAUUAAAUGGUAAUUUUAGCUGCUACUUAGAUCAAAGCACACAUACUCAACAGAGUUGCAGGCUCGUACAUAAAGGAGCGCAGAAGAUUCUUGAAAUGUGGCCUGAAUGGGUGAUUCAUGUAUGCCAAGGCAGUCAUUUGAGGCCCUAAUCAGAUGUUGUUAGGCACACAAUAUGUUUCUGUCUUCCCUAUCAAAAUGGCCACUUGUCCUUUAGGGAGCCACUCUAAAUCACACUUAAUAACUCUGCAUUGUGUUCUCCAUUACAGCAGUUUGGCAGUCAAUACAGCUCACUUUGUGGAUAGUAACUCUGUUGACUCUCUCCCAAAUAGAAUUACAAAGUUAAAACACAACACACUGAAAGCCUCGUAACUGAGUAAAUUGAUGACUUGUAUCUUGAGAUUCUGUUGCAGUUUUUAAUCAUGUUAUUAACCCUAUGCACUAGUAGUACUUUGUGUUUAUAUUUUUAUAUAUAUAUAUAUAUAUAUAUAUAUAUAUAUAUAUAUAUAUUUUUUUUUUUUUUUUUUUUUUUUAAUCAUUGCUGUAGUAUAAAUGCAGAAUCUUGUUUGUUGAUUUGUGCACCAUAUUGUUUAUUUAAUGUAAUCUUGUUUAUUCCAUAUGUAUGAAUGUGCUUAAUAUUUACCUUUGCCUCUUCAGCCACAGCUGCUGCGACAUCCCAGGACUUUCCAAUUAAGCUGUCCUACUCUCAGUAAUGCGUACUGAUAGGAUGGAGUAAAUGGUAGAAUAUUACACAGGGACACAGUUAUCUGUCUAGAUGCUGCCUGGUGCUUUUUGUAGUGCUGAUAUUACUAAUGCAAAGAUUGCAUUUUGUUGAUUGCUACAGAGAAAAUUUGGGAAGAUGCAUUAUUUUCUGAACAUAAGUACAUUUUGAAAACUUGGGUCACAUCUUUACAAGUCAUUCAAGAGCCUCAUCAACGUCAUUGCUUUGCGAUGUCUGAAAUAGGCAAAAUAUAUUUAUUAUUAUUAUUUUAAGACUGGAAAUAUUUGCUUGACUCUCUCCCUCUGCAGAGCUGGAGUAAGAAAGCGAGGGGGCAGGAAAAAGCCCAGCCCACGGCUAUCAAUACAUAUUUUAAACCUCACUGCACUGAUUUCCUCUCAGGUUGUCCCCCGUUCCUCGCCAGGCAUUAUUGCUCACUACUUCUCUGCACAGUGUGCCGCAUGUCAAAGUACCACUCCUCUCAGGCCAGGGGAUUUCCUGCCCGACAACCUGUUUCCACAAAUCAGAGGCUUUUAGGUAAAGCUCGAGGAUUCUGACCAAGAAACGAGAUUGUAGGAGUGCUGUGUAAAAGCCAGUGAACUUGUAUUUGGCCAGAUAAAAGUGGCUGGCAGUCAAAAUUUUUUUUCUCACCACCAUCACAUUUGCGUUUGACUUUGUUUUUGAUAGCCUGAGAACACUCCUGAGCGUGAUGCCACCAAAGCACUUUUAAGUGCACAAAAAUGUCCUUCGGAGGGUCAGUCCCUCUAUCAGGUCCAACUAAAUAUAGAUGCCAACAAUGCUGGCGAUGUCCUACCCUUGCCUGGUAACAGUGCUGGGGUUGCCAGGUCUGUAGAGAGGGAUGCUGGGUGAUGAAUAGGAUUUAGCUGAAGCUCCGAGUGCAAAAUCCUCCCCCCUGUAGAAGAGCAGGAUUUUCAGCAGCAAAGUCAUGCUACAGGAUUAGACCAUGCUCAGUUUUGUCAGCUCGGAGUACUUACUGCAAUAUUUUUAGUCAGAUUGAUGGAGAGAACCAGGGCCGCGAAGAGGAAGAAAGUAAUACAGCCAUUCUCUCAGAGAUGCUGGGUUGAAGUUUGUACUUGCUUUACUAGCCGCUGUUUAUGCUCACUCUGCACUUUUGCAGUAGUUUGUCAAUCUCUUGAGCUUGUAUACAUGUCACUGUUGUUUUUUUUCCCCCUUCUUUGCUUGGUGCCUGUAUGCGUGGCUCAAGCAGAGUCUGCAUGUGCACAAUCACGUGAUCACACUUGUCUCCAUUGUGUGAGAAAUAUGAGCUCACACGUGGGCGCGUCCUCUUUGUUUGUGUCGUGUGUUCACAUAAAGACAGGAAGGGCACUUUACAGUCAAGACACUAUUCAUGGAAUUAAUCAUCUGUUCUUCAGACACACCUCUUUGGAGAAGUCAAACCUCUAUGGCACAAUGCUUUUUGUUUGUGAUAUACAACAACUUGACUUCUUCAUCAGUACUGAAAACUCCACCACCUAUGAAGCCCAGCAGGGCUGAUUGGUCAUUAGCACUUUGUAGUAUGAGUUAUGUGAGCUACAAGAAAAUGUUUUUUUUUUUUUUUUUUUUUAAAAAGAAGUGUGAAAUUCAUUCACUUGCUGUGUUUUGACCUUCACAUGCCUCUUACCCUUGAUGACCACUGAUGCAUCAGGCUAAGCUGAGUGCAAGUGAUGGACCAGAGAGCCCAUCUGGUGUUUUGGACAGAUGAGUUUGCAGAGAGUGAGUCAGUGUUGCCUUUAGGUCUCAUUAUUGUGGUUCCAUCCAUGCUUAUGUGCUGCCUGCAACUAUGAGCUGAAAUGUUUGAUUCAGUAUUGUUUCAAUUAGUGUUGCUGCUUCAUAGUAUGUAUGUGUGGAUAAUCCACAGAGCAUUUUUAGAAUCCCAAAUUGUCCUUGUGAGUUCAAACUAGAUUUUAGUGGUUGACUAUAAUAUUGUUUUUUUUUUUCUUUUUCUUUUUUGGUUGUUCAAUUAUCGAGUUGUUCAGCAUACCUCUGCAGUUUUACACUUCGAAAGCUCCUCUCACUUGACAUUUUCUUUGCUCCCAUGCUGAUUUUGGUGAAGUGCAAUGCAAAAUGCAAUGCUGCUACAAAGAUGAGCUAUUUGGUUCAACCAUUAGGUCAACAUUUACAGUAAAGCUAUGCAGUUACACACCAGCAUCACACCAUUUUUCUUGUCACAGUCUUUGUUUAAUUCUCUAGUGUUGUUCCAUGUUGUGCAAUGUGUUUGAAUCACCUCAAGGUUGGACUUCAUAGUUAGCAUAUCAACAUAUAUACAGCAAAACUUGUUUUAGAUUAGAAUUACCAAGAUUCCUUGAAGCUUAGUUAUUUGAUAAAUGCAUCAGUGUGUUAGACUGAUGUUGAAUACUUCUCAGAAAUGUUUCCUAAUGAGAAAUACUUAUUUAAUUGAUCCGUUAAAUAUCUUUCAUUUCUGGUUAGUUUUGAGCAGAACCAAAGGCUGUAGUCAGUCUUGUAACAGAUGUACUCUUUGCUGUUUAGUGUGUACUGUUAACUGGUAUCAUUGAAAAAUGCAGGUGCUAGUCAGUGUCGUAACCUGUCUGCACUCCAUAUGCAAAUUGCUGUGCUCUGUAAAAUGCAGUUCUGGUGUAGACUAUGAUUAGCCUUUGAAACAAAAACAAGCCAUAGACUGGAAACUGACUGGAAAGUUGUUUUAAGUUUACUUGAUUUUUACUUUUUUAAUUUUCUUUUAUUGAAAACACCACAAGUGCAAACCUGUGAAUGGAAAAAAAAGAAUGUAUAUUGAACACCAUAAGAUUCAUGUAGAUAUUUUUACUUUCAGAUUUGUUAAUCAAAUUGAUUGCAGAUUGACUGAGUUUUGACUGCAUUUUCUUUGCAGGUUUCAUACUAGGACAUUGUGUCUGAUAUGCCAUGAGUAGGCUGGUUUCUUCUUUUGUUGAUUUUUAUCUAAAUAAAUAUAUUCUCCCAUGAA